UAUUGUGGGGUUUUUAAAUCACUUCCUCAUAGGUCCUUGUUGGAAGUAUCGGCUGUUGCUCCGUCAGAACAGAAUACCGUUAUAUUCCAUUUUGCACUGUAAACAAAGGAACCUUUUUCUGUAUAGAUACCGGAUUUAACUGAAUCCACUCGAGUUUAUUACAUUGGAAAAUCCAUUGUGGGAUUUCUUUUUUUUAAUAUAAAAUUUUGUAGACUUUUCAGACCUUGAAAAGUACCCAAAACCCUUGGAGACACAAAUGUAAACGAGUUUCAGCAAUGUCGCGAUAUAUCUAUAUUGAGGUUGUUCCCGAAAACUAAACAACGUUAUUUUUCUUCAAAUAUGUACUUUGCCACCUAAAUGACUAUUGGAUUUGUAUCGAUUUUCUAUUGUGCUUGGAGUGCAUUUAAACAGUCAUCAGGAAAAUUUACAAACACUGCAUUCGGAGAUUGCACAAGACAACAGGAACUCGGAGCGACUUUAUCUGUGUGAAACAAAUCCAGGUUCACUGUAAUUGUGACAGUGUUAACAGUCUCCAGAAAUCUCAGGUGUUCUUGGAGAAGAUAAACACUCCAGGGAUUUAACCAAAUCUAGAUUCAGUGGUCCUGCAAGAUUCAAAGUAUCAGAGGAAUCAUGAAAACCAUUUGCAAGCAAAGAAAGAUAAUUAACUAAAAACCAAAAGAGUAUCACAGAAGAGCACACUAUACGCAUUAUGGCGCCAAAACGUACAGGACGUUUGCUGGGAGAGCGACUUACCGCUCCGCCGAGGCGAUAAAUGAUCUAUCGUUCUCAAAUAUUGUUUGACUGGCGGCACCCCAUGCGUUUUCUGAUGAGCCUGCAUAUUAGAGGCAAUUGACAGCGUCACACUUUAACGCGUGCGUAUUUUAUGUCUGCAUUUUCCUGAGGGGCUUCCGAAGAGAGACGAUUAGCACUAAAAUCGGAAACCAAGCUUGAUCGACUUUUAUUAAAACGGCAGAGCAUGAGCGCUAAGCAGCAGAAUGCAGCGAGCAACAAAACGGGAAACAUGGAUAGUGUGAUCUCGAUAAACCUCGGAAAGACAAUGAUAGCCGAGACCUUGGGUACCAGUAAUAAUAGUCAGGUCAUGUACUCGUCAAUGUUCGGGGGAAGGAUAAAUGGGACGAUUAUUCCGGAACUGAUGACGUUUGAUCCAAAUAAUGAAAGCAUCGCCAACUUCCAGUACGUACCAAAGUAUGACUUGGAAUUAAUGAUCUUCAUUUGUGUGCUGAUCGCUUGCGUGAUUGUAUCCAUUGUGAUUGGAAACGUAUUUGUGAUAUCAGCGAUUAUCUUGGAGAAAAGUUUACAAGGGGUAUCGAACUACUUGAUACUGUCCCUGGCCGUUACUGACCUGAUGGUGGCGGUGCUGGUGAUGCCAAUAUCACUGAUAGACGAGAUCAGUAUGCACUGGUAUCUAGGACCCGCCGUCUGCGACAUGUGGAUUUCCUUUGAUGUACUGUGCUGUACCGCUUCCAUUCUUCACUUGGUGGCUAUUUCCUUGGAUAGAUACUGGGCUGUGUCAAACAUUGACUACAUCCGAAGGAGAUGUACGAAACAAAUAUUAAUUAUGGUUGCUGUCGUUUGGGUGGUCGCAAUUGCGAUUUCAAUAGCACCGCUGUUUGGAUGGAAAGACCAAAAUGACCACCCGGAAGAAACUGGCGUUUGUAAGAUAAGCCAGGACAAAGCGUAUACAAUCUUUUCUACUGUUGGAGCGUUUUAUUGUCCUUUGAUUUUAAUGGUUGUGUUGAAUUUUAAAAUAUAUAGAGCUGCGCGUUCUCGUAUUCGAAAAAAGCAUAUAAAUGGAAUGCAUAGGCCUAUUCGUGCCUAUAAAAGACCUUCCAUAACAGCCGCUGACGCGACAACACGUCAUAAUAGUUCCGGAAGUGACAUCAGCCAAGAUGGAUACACUGUGUAUAACGGCGAACACCAACACGAGGAGCAAGAAGCCGUGUUCAAUGAGGCGGAACAUGACGAAAAUGCAGAAGUAAACACGAGGUUCUUAGUGGUCCCCUCCAAUGUGUACGUACUGAAUAAACAGUUAAAUCCUCCAAAAAAUACAAACAAUAACAAUACUAAACCUAUGGCAUACUGUGAUAAAGAAAGACUCCGGAAGGCCAAGAUUGAAAUGAAGAGAGAGAGGAAGGCAGCUCGUGUCUUGGGGAUCAUUACCGGAGCGUUUAUCGUCUGCUGGCUCCCAUUCUUCCUGUUAGCUCUAAUCUCGCCAUUUUGUCCUUCGUGUGACUUUCACCCCGCCAUGUUUAGUGUCUGUUUGUGGUUAGGGUAUCUGAACAGUCUGCUGAACCCAAUUAUCUAUACCAUAUUUAAUCCAUCGUUUAGAAAUGCAUUCCGGAAAUUAAUAUUCAAAAGGCAUAGAAGGAGACGAUGAUAACAAAAGAGACAAUGUUUACUUUUAAUUUUCUGAUGUUGCGUUAUCAAUAACACUUUGCCAUUGUUUUCAUAUAUUACCGAUACUGGUUGAUUACGUGGGGCCCAGAUGCAUAAUAUCUUUUGUUGGCAAACUUGUUGAUUGUUUUUAAUUUGAUGUUCAUGCUACUCAAAGCGGCAAUGUUGUUUUACCAAUGUCAUAUAUGGUACAUGUAUUAUUCAAUUGACGUUAAGUUAUGACACGGUUAACGGUUAAUUUUUGAAAUAUUUCUCUUCUUUUUUGUCAUCCUUUGUGUUUGAUUCAAGUUACUGUUUGUCUUGUGAAUAACUUGAUCUCCUGUUGUCACCCUUACUUUGCCAUUUCUCUCGUUCUGUCAUCACAAGCAGCAUUUUAAAGUUUUGCCCUUUGGAUUUCAUUAAUAACAGAAAUAUAUGUUUAUCAGUGUCAAGUGUAUGUUUAUUCAUCAGAUUUAGUUUGUCUAUUCAAGAGCGAGUUUUCCCUGUCUCUUUGGUCCCAAAACAGGGAAAACUUCGCCAACAUGAAACACGUGUAAAAUCCGCCAUGUAUCAUCCAGUCUUCAAAUCAAAAAUAUAGAUCUAUUAUUGUGAUGGAUGUCGAUCAAUUGUUCAGAAUAAUUGUUUCUGUAUUUUCAUUGUCUAUCAGUUGUUUAAAUAAAACUUUAUCAAAAAUCA
Molecule: messenger RNA, 3090 nt
Organism: Magallana angulata
Lineage: Eukaryota; Metazoa; Mollusca; Bivalvia; Ostreida; Ostreidae
Product: 5-hydroxytryptamine receptor 2A-like
Exons: 2
Coding region: 977-2398 (473 amino acids)
Biological process (GO): adenylate cyclase-activating adrenergic receptor signaling pathway
Cellular component (GO): plasma membrane
Molecular function (GO): G protein-coupled serotonin receptor activity
Source: RefSeq, a predicted model, not a curated record